This is a messenger RNA of Pelmatolapia mariae (spotted tilapia), 1679 nucleotides long. RefSeq lists its product as uncharacterized. The record is from RefSeq and is a predicted model, not a curated record. Gene Ontology annotation, cellular component: external side of plasma membrane. Lineage: Eukaryota; Metazoa; Chordata; Actinopteri; Cichliformes; Cichlidae. The transcript has 4 exons. Gene Ontology annotation, molecular function: signaling receptor binding. Bases 216 to 1127 code for a protein of 303 amino acids. Gene Ontology annotation, biological process: regulation of cytokine production; T cell receptor signaling pathway.
GUCACGUGACAGUAGGACAAUAACAACACAGUGGGGCUGGAGGAACGGGAAAGUCCCUGCGGAGACCCGAAUCCUUACAGAACAGAGAAAAACAUUGAUCCUUUCACAUUAGCAUUGAUUUGAUAUCAAAAUCGGGGUUGUAUGUGUCGUCUAUAUUUGGAUCGAUCCGCCCACUACUACCAAACAGCAGGCCGACCGUUGGGCGACCUGCAGAAAUGUCGUCGGUUGUAGUUUUCUUCUCCCUCCCGAUGUUGGUGGCUUCUGCGUUGAAAGAGGUUUGUGCGAGGCCUGGACAAGAUGCCACUCUUCAGUGUUGGGGUCCCAGAGAUGCACACAUCACCCUGCUGGAGUGGAGCAGACCGGAGCUCAUCUCACAGGGUUAUGUGUUCUUCUUCCAAGACCAGCGCUCGUACGAGAACUACCAGCACGAGUCCUUCAAAGGCCGAGUGCAGCUGAGAGACUCAUCCAUGAAGGAUGGAGAUGUUUCUGUGAUUGUGAGGAACGUCAGCAUCAGCGAUACAGGAACAUACGAGUGUCAGAUUACAACCAGCAGCACCAGAAAUGGCGAGAGAGUCGUCAAAGAGUUCAAGCACUCCAUCAGCCUCACAGUCACAGAGUCUGUUCAGAUAAACAUCACAGCUGGACAGAACGUCACUCUGCCAUGUCAAGCUCCAAAUAUCAACAGCAAUUCCAAGGCAGUUGUAAAGUGGAGCAGAGCUGACCUUGGAAAACAUUAUGUUCUUUUGUAUCGGGAUGAACAGGUUGAUCCAGACGAGCAGCAUCCAUCUUUUAAGAACCGGGUGGAUCUGCAGGACACACAGAUGAAGGAUGGAGACGUGUCUCUGAUUCUGAAGCAUGUCACGACCGCUGAUAGUGGAACAUACGAGUGUCGUGUCUUCAGGAGAAGAACAAAUCGCAGGAAGAGAGCUCAUCUGGAGACUGACCCCAUCAGCAUCAUCAGUCUAAGUGUUGAUCCUCCAGGUCAGACAGGAGGAGACACAGGGGAUGGAGUCAGUAGAGGACAUGCUGGACUGGUGGCGGCUUUGUCACUCUUUGCUGUGAUUGCUGCUUUGGCGAUCUUUAUAAAACUAAAACCUCCUCCUAAAACCCUUACAGAAGAUAUUUAGUCUAUUAACAUUUUUUACUGUAUUUUUCACUAUAUUUUAUACAUAUUUUGUUGGGGUUUUUUUUUUACUAUCUUUUACUGUACUGUACUGCUGAGUGACUGUCUUCUGCUCGUCAAAUACAUUUCAUUGCAAUGUAGACCCUGUGCUUACUUGCAUAUGUGUCAAUAGAAAAUUGUCAGUAUAAUCUUUUAAUAAUAUAAGUUUGCAUAUGAUAGAAUACUGAAUGAUGACCUCUUUAUAACUCAGACUGUUAUGAUUCACUGUGACUUGUUAUCAUGCAGGGAAGGAGCAGUACCUGCUAGAUAAGAGCUUAAUAAGCAGUUUCACUUUGUACCAGGUAGAGGAGCCUCUCCUGGCACACACACACACACACACACACAUAUCCGCACAUGCUCACGCAUCAACAUUCCACUGAACAAACGUAUUCACUGUUGUAUUACUCUUCUUGUGUAUAAAUAAAGACCAGGGCAGUGGCAGAGCGCGAGUCUGAAGAAGUGUCUUAGAGUACAUCUCUUGACAAUAUGACAAAUAAAACUGAAACUGAACUGAGAA